CUCUUUUGCGGAAGUACUCUUUUUUUUCUCGAUCAGUCCACUUUGCUCCGUGGCGUUGUUUAGAAUAAUUAUUUUUGAUGCUACUGCUUUUUAGUCCUUACACGGAGAGCUGAAUAUCUUGGUUCUAAAUAAUGUAUACACUGAUGGAAGAAAUCCAAAUGGAUUCCACUGACAAUGUAACACCUGCAAGAUAAGUCACAUUGCAAUCAUCAAACAAGAUGCACCAGAGGUGUUCAUGACUUUAUCUGAAUAAUGUGACAUGAAUGAACAAAGUAGCUUUUUAUAGCAGCACUCGGAACAAACGUCCACCUUGUUAAUCUAACUUGUUAAUUAGAGUGGACUUUUUAACAUUCCUAGAAUAUGCAUUGGACCUAAUUCUGUCCAGCUUGAGGUAGAUUUACCUGACGGGAAAGGGAAUGCAGAGUCGUCGCCCAUAGACCGGAUGCGAGCGUGAUGCCCAGGCGAAGCUUUCCGCUGCAGGGACGGAUGCGCUGGCUGUUCCUGGGGCUCGUCCUGCUGCUGGUCCUCUUCCUUUUUGCUUACUUGCUGGAGUGCACUCCCCCAGCUGACGUCAGCCUGGUCCUGCCUGGCUUGGGAGGGGAGUCCUAUGGGAAGGAGUACUACCAGGCCCUGCUGCAAGAGCAAGAGGAGCACCACCUCAGCCGUGCCGCCAGCCUCAAGAGGCAGAUCGCCCAGCUCAAGCAGGAGCUCCAGCAGAUGAGUGAGAAGCUCAAGGUCCUGCAGGACAGGAAGGAAGGCGUCGGGGUCCAGGGACUGGCUGAGACCAAGGACCAGGUGCCUGGGGAUCUCCUCGAGUUCCUCCACUCCCAGAUCGACAAAGCCGAGGUGAACACGGGUGCACGGCUGCCCAGCGAGUACGCCCUGGUCCCCUUCGAGAGCUUCAACUCCGGUAAGGUGUAUCAGCUGGAGAUGGGGCUGACCAGGCACCCAGAGGAGAAGCCUAUGCGGAAGGACCGCAGGGACGAGCUGGUGGAGGUCAUUGAGGCGGCCCUGGACGUCAUAAACAACCCAGACGAGGAGGAUGGCCAGGAGGAUGAUGUGCCCAUGCAGAGGCAGGCGUACACAGAGAGCCACUUUACUGAGGGGCUUUACAGAACGGAACGGGACAAAGGCACACUCUACGAGCUCUUCUUUGCAAAAGAGGACUCCGGCAAUUUCCACCACGUUACUCUUUUCCGUCCAUUCGGUCCUUUAAUGAAAGUCAGGAGCACAUCCGUAGAAACGUCCGGAGUCGUCAUUAAUAUCAUUGUGCCAUUGGCGGGCAGAACAGAGGCAUUCUCACAGUUCCUACACAACUUCAGGGAAGUUUGCAUAAAACAUGAUAGGGGAGUGCAUCUUACGGUGGUCUACUUUGGACAAGAGGGCUUACGAGAGGUGAAGUCUUAUUUGGAAAAAAUGUCCAGGGAGGAGAGUUUUUCCAACUACACCCUUAUCCCAGUGGACGAGGAGUUUUCCAGGGGCAGGGGUCUGGACAUCGGAGCCCGCGCCUGGAAGAAGGGUGACGUAUUGAUGUUCUUCUGUGAUGUGGAUAUCUACUUCACACUGGACUAUCUCAACACCUGCCUCCUUCACACCGCUCCAAACAAGAGAGUAUUUUAUCCAGUGGUUUUCAGUUUGUAUAAUCCUGCCAUAGUCUAUGGAAAUCUGGAGCUGGCUCCUCCCAUUGAAAGUCAACUUAUUCACAAGAAAGAUGCUGGAUUCUGGAGAGAUUUUGGCUUUGGAAUGACAUGUCAGUAUCGCUCGGACUUCCUUAAUAUAGGAGGUUUUGACCUGGAGGUGAAAGGUUGGGGUGUGGAAGAUGUCCACUUGUACAGGAAGUACCUGCGGAGCGACCUGAUCGUGACGCGUACGCCAGUAUCUGGCCUCUUCCACCUGUGGCACGAGAAGCAGUGUGCAGACGAGCUGACUCCAGAACAGUAUCGCAUGUGCAUCCAGUCCAAAGCCAUGAAUGAGGCGUCCCACUCCCACCUGGGCAUGCUGGUGUUCCGUGAGGAGAUCGAGAAUCACCUCCGCAAGCAGGCCUAUAAGACCCAGGGCAAAACUGAAGACUGAAUUGUGCCUUUUUCGCUAGGCGGCCAUCUUAGGUACUCUCUGCAUCAGACCUCCUCGCUUUGUUUUUUUGUUUUUUACAAAUGCAAGAACUGAGGUACACUCAUGUUGUUACGAACAUGAUUAAAAUGCACUAUACAGAAGACCCGUUUACACAAAAUCCUGUUACAUUUCACAGAUUAGCUAGACACGUAUGGGAAUGUACAAAAAUGUACGUUAGUAAAUGUGAAGUGUCAACUUAAACAUUUCAAAAGACUGAGAAUGACAUCACCUGUGUCAAUACAGAAAGACUGAUGGAACAUCUUUGAAGUUGGGGAAAUUUGCAUGACCCAUCACGUUAAGGCAAUGUUCUUGCCUGUGAGAUCAAGCAAUCAAUGGACAGUGUUCUUUUAAAAAAAUGUAUCCCUAUAACUCUACUGCCAUAUUUAUGUCAAGAUUGAUUUAAAGUUGUACAGCGAUUUUUAAAAAAGGGGGCUUUGUUGAAAGGGAAAAUAAGUCAGGGGGAGUGUUUAUCAGCAUCAAAUGAUUUAUUCUAUCGGUUUUAAUUAGUUUAUUUGGGAAAUGUACCAACAUGUACAGAUCAGACUGGAUUGUGACUGAAGAAUCAUCACAUUAUUAAACUUGCCUUUCAUUAAAUUGAACCUUGCAGCCACUCAAUGAUGUGGUCAAUCUUAAAUGGAAUAAUGUCUAAAUGUGCCGGAGAGGAGGACAUUAAAGAUACUAUCCCUCCUGAGGCCAUUGAUAGUUAUGAGACUUGGGGCUCUUCAAUCUGUAUCACUGAAGCGUUACAGAUUGCGAGAUAGGAAAGGUAAUUGCCGUAUGCAGCAUUUACAGUGAAUGCAGUCUCCUCUAACACUGGAACAUUGCCUUUUAAAUUUAAAUCAGGUUGUAAUGCCGCACUUCCACAAUAAGGUUUGAAUAAGCCCAAACAAAUUGCGCGAUAGAAAUGUAAAGGGUGCUGACAUAUGCAGUGUUAGUCUCCGCUAACAAGGGGGAACUUGCAUUUACAGUUCAAUCACGCUGUAACGUUGAACUUCUGUGAUACAGACUUGGUCGAAGAUAAAGGUUAAAAGUAAUAACGUGCAGAAGCGUUCCAAAUAAUAAAAUUCACUGGAGCGAAAAUGACUUGAGUGUUAAACGGAACCCAAACUGGCUGCGCGCGUGCACCAUCGUGCAUACAUUUAUUUUGUCCCCCUACACCAAACGCGAUCACGACACGUAGGUUAAAAUAUGAAAACAAACACUGAACCAAUUACAUUAAUGCUUUUCGACCUGUCCCCAAAUUAAAAAUGUAUGGCAAUUUAGCUCGCUGUUGCUAGCUAAUUUGUCCUGGGAUAUUAAGAUUGAGUUAUUUUACCUGAAAUGCACAAGGUCCUCUACUCCAACCAUUAAUCCACACAUAAAACCGAAUCGUUUCUUGUCAUCUCUCCCCCUUCCAGGCUUUUUCAUCUUUGAACUUAUAUGGUGAUUGGCAUCUAAACUUUCAUAGUAUUACUACACCGACCGGCAACACAGUUCGUCUUUCAAUCACCCACGUGGGUUAUAACCAAUGAGGAGAUGGCACGUGGGUACCUGCUUCUAUAAACCAAUGAGGAGAUGGGAGAGGAAGGACUUUCAGCAUGAUCUGAGUCAGAAAUAGAAAGGACUCCUAUUUUAGCCCUUUGCAACACGUGUGAGCAGUGUGGGUGCAAUUAUUGGAUAACAGAUUUCUACAUUUAUUUUGCGAUGCUCGCGCACGGUCUGGUCAGCAUGGUAGUAAAGAAAGUUCGCCAUCAAAGUGGAAAAUAAACACAAUCGUAGUGAAUUUCAGAUAACUACCCAGCAAACACAGGAACUGUUUAAUUUCAUUCUAUAAAUGUUUUCAGAUCUACAGCCGUUACUUGAUGUCACAUUUUCAAUGCUAAUCCUGUAGAAUCAGCAACCGUGCUGGGCCAAUGAAUGUGUUUAUUUUCUAACUGCCACAUAGAAUUAUUACAUUGUCUUAAUCCAUUUUUUUUCGACCUAGGGUAUGGAUUGAUUAGAGCCCUGAAUGUCGGCAGGUACCGUUAAAAAAAAGUUUCAUUUUUAUUGAUAAAACAUUACUUGGAACUACCCAUUGAAGUGUAAAAAAUGUGAUGGUAAUUUAGAUUUACAUAAAGUCCAAAGUUGUAUUAUGUUAAAGAGCAAGCAAAGCAUGUUUGCGAUUUAUUGUGAUUAAGUAACAGGGUUGCGUUCAGUAUGACAGAAUGGUGUGCAAUGUUGAAUUCAACGAAACGGUAUUGUAUUGAAUGACCAGUUGAAAAACUAUCAAGGUGGCCCACCUUUUUGUAUCAAACUUGAGCCAUGACUGCCUUGUUAAAUGCUUAUUUUCUCAUUAAACAUUGCUCUCCUCCCUCUGUA
Messenger RNA from Salmo salar (Atlantic salmon), 4449 nucleotides. It is a transcript of the gene csgalnact2, whose product is annotated as chondroitin sulfate N-acetylgalactosaminyltransferase 2. Gene Ontology annotation, cellular component: Golgi cisterna membrane. Gene Ontology annotation, molecular function: glucuronosyl-N-acetylgalactosaminyl-proteoglycan 4-beta-N-acetylgalactosaminyltransferase activity. The record is from RefSeq and is a predicted model, not a curated record. NCBI's taxonomy places the organism in Eukaryota, Metazoa, Chordata, Actinopteri, Salmoniformes, Salmonidae.